Molecule: messenger RNA, 1397 nt
Organism: Drosophila erecta
Lineage: Eukaryota; Metazoa; Arthropoda; Insecta; Diptera; Drosophilidae
Gene: l(3)73Ah
Product: polycomb group RING finger protein 3
Exons: 4
Coding region: 377-1045 (222 amino acids)
Biological process (GO): regulation of transcription by RNA polymerase II
Cellular component (GO): PRC1 complex
Source: RefSeq, a predicted model, not a curated record
UCGUGACAUGCCGCCAAAGCUGUGACUUGUCACGGUGAAAUAAUCGCGACUAGUAACAGGUAUGCAACUAUCGCGCAUCCCUAACUCACACGUACACACAAUUUAUUUAGUCGUGAUUUCUAUUUUAUUUGUUUCAAAUUACAACCAAAAAGAAAACACAUUGCGACCAAAAAUCGCUGGCCACAAUGCCGAGUGCCUGUUCAACUGUGCGCAAGCAUUCCCUUUAAUCGGAAGCGAGCGCGUUUGCCGUUUUCAGCGUUUUCCGCGCGGGAGUGGGAGAUCGGAAAAUCCGCAGCAGGACAAGCCAUCGGUCCGGAGCAACAUAGGGAUAUUUAGGAUAAAGUAACGUAGUUCCGCACACAAUCGGGGGGCCAGCAUGGAGCGGCGCGUGAAGUUGAAGACGAUCAAUCCGCACAUCACGUGCAAGAUCUGCGGGGGCUACUUCAUCGAUGCCACCACGGUGACGGAGUGUCUGCACACAUUUUGCAAGAGUUGUCUGGUAAAGCACCUGGAGGAGAAGAAGACCUGCCCCACCUGCGACAACAUUAUUCACCAGUCCCAUCCCCUGCAAUACAUCAGCUUCGAUCGCACCAUGCAGGACAUUGUGUACAAACUGGUGCCGAAACUGCAAGAAGAUGAAUCGCGCCGGGAGCGGGACUUCUACAAGAGCAGGAACAUGCCGUGCCCCAAGGACAUCACGCAGAACCACGACGACGACAACGAGAAGGUGAUGGACGCCCACGCCGAGUCCGACUUCCAUCGCCUGGACGAGCAGGUGAACGUGUGCCUGGAGUGCAUUAGCAAUAACUUCAAGAACCUGCAGAGGCGCUUCAUUCGCUGUAGCUCGCAGGCGACGAUAACGCACCUCAAAAAGCUGGUGGCCAAGAAGAUCCUCAACGGCAUUGAAAAGUACAGAGAGAUCGACAUCCUGUGCAACGAGGAGCUGCUCGGCAAGGAUCACACGCUGAAGUUCGUCUACGUGACGCGCUGGCGCUUCCGGGAUCCGCCGCUUCGGCUGCAGUUUCGUCCACGGGUCGAGCUCUAACCACUGUUUUAGUAUAAUGCCACAACAAAUGAUCUAUUUUUAUAAUUUAUUGACAAAGCGUAAAUAUCGUAAUUAGGAGAGUCGCUAGUGUUAGUCCCCCGAAACCAUGAGUGUAUGUGUAAAUGUGCAUGUAUAAAGUCGUAAGUAUAUGGUUAUCCCUCUUAGGAUUAAGUAACUUCCUCUUCCUAACUCGUGUGCCCCUUUUGUUGCCGCUGUCUUUGCUGCAUUUGCUCAUGAUUUAAUCAACGUUCUCCGUUUGCAAUAUUUUAUGUUCUCCUCCUUUAAUAUAUAUAUGUAUUUAUUAUUUUAAUGUACAAAACACACGAAUGUAAAUAAAUUUGUAAUUAUGCCG